Molecule: messenger RNA, 1585 nt
Organism: Beta vulgaris subsp. vulgaris (sugar beet)
Lineage: Eukaryota; Viridiplantae; Streptophyta; Magnoliopsida; Caryophyllales; Amaranthaceae
Product: fructose-1,6-bisphosphatase, chloroplastic
Exons: 4
Coding region: 129-1397 (422 amino acids)
Biological process (GO): fructose 6-phosphate metabolic process; sucrose biosynthetic process; fructose 1,6-bisphosphate metabolic process
Cellular component (GO): cytoplasm; cytosol
Molecular function (GO): fructose 1,6-bisphosphate 1-phosphatase activity
Source: RefSeq, a predicted model, not a curated record
AACUAUGUGCACACAUUCCAACAUCCCAAGUAUCCCUUCAAAUUCCCCUAUUCUCAUACUCAACACCCAAGUCUGUUACAUUUUCUCACCCAGAGGCAAGAACAAAGAAAAGCACAGUAAGAAUAUCCAUGGCAUCAAUAGGACCUGCAACAACAACAGCAGUUAAACUGCGCAGCUCAACUUUGAACCCCCACUCAUCAACUCUCUCUCCAUCUCAACAAUGCAUCACUUUUACAAAGUCUCUUCACUCAUUUCCCUACUUAGGUAGCACCAGCAGCACCAGCAGAAGGGGCCACGUUGCAGACAGCAGCAGGUGUAUGGCUGCAGGAGCAGCAGCAGCAGAGGCCACAGAAGCAAAGAAGAAAAGUAGGAGCAAGUUUGAGAUUCAGACGCUCACCAACUGGCUGCUUAAACAGGAACAAGCUGGGAUCAUUGACGCCGAGCUAACUAUCGUCCUCUCCAGCAUCUCCAUGGCUUGUAAACAAAUCGCUUCCUUAGUUCAACGAGCUGGUAUUUCUGACCUCACUGGAGGUCAAGGUGCGGUCAACAUCCAAGGAGAGGAUCAAAAGAAGCUUGAUGUUGUCUCCAAUGAGGUGUUUUCGAACUGCUUAAGAUCGAGUGGCCGGACAGGGAUAAUUGCUUCAGAGGAAGAGGACGUACCAGUUGCAGUGGAAGAAAGCUACUCUGGCAACUACAUUGUUGUUUUUGAUCCACUUGACGGCUCAUCAAACAUUGAUGCAGCUGUCUCCACUGGUUCAAUCUUUGGCAUUUAUAGCCCCAAUGAUGAGUGUAUUGUUGACACUGAUGACGAUGCUGAGCUAAGCGCAGAAGAGCAGAGGUGCGUAGUUAAUGUUUGCCAGCCAGGGGAUAAUCUUUUAGCUGCUGGAUAUUGUAUGUACUCGAGCUCGGUGAUCUUUGUAUUGACAAUAGGAAGAGGGGUCUAUGCAUUCACAUUAGAUCCCAUGUAUGGUGAAUUUGUAUUAACCACAGAAGACAUCAAGAUACCCAAAGCUGGAAAAAUAUAUUCUUUUAAUGAAGGUAAUUACCAAAUGUGGGAUGACAAAUUGAAGAAGUACAUUGAUGACCUUAAAGAUCCUGGACCAAGUGGAAAGCCUUACUCUGCUCGAUACAUUGGAAGUUUAGUCGGGGAUUUUCAUCGGACACUCCUAUAUGGCGGCAUUUAUGGCUACCCGAGAGAUCGAAAGAGCAAGAAUGGAAAAUUAAGGCUCUUAUAUGAAUGUGCACCAAUGAGCUUUAUAGUGGAGCAAGCCGGUGGGAAAGGGUCUGAUGGCCAUCAAAGAAUUCUGGACAUUCAACCAAAUGAGAUACAUCAGCGGGUACCACUCUACAUUGGGAGUCAGGAGGAAGUAGAUAAGUUAGAGAAAUAUUUAGCAUAAUUGUGCAUUUGAUAAACAAACAUGGGAAGUUUGCUUACAAAAUGGUUGCUCUUGAGUCAAUGAUUUUGUUUGGGAAAAUAUAUAAUGUCUAGUUGAUAGAAGCUUGGCAGGGCAAAGAAAAGUCACAUUUGUAAUUUACAUUCGAAUUGUAUUUUGACUUCGUUCCAUCAUCAGUGUUGUGUUGCCUA